This is a messenger RNA of Macrosteles quadrilineatus (aster leafhopper), 1437 nucleotides long. RefSeq lists its product as uncharacterized. Bases 1 to 1437 code for a protein of 478 amino acids. Gene Ontology annotation, molecular function: zinc ion binding; nucleic acid binding. NCBI's taxonomy places the organism in Eukaryota, Metazoa, Arthropoda, Insecta, Hemiptera, Cicadellidae. The record is from RefSeq and is a predicted model, not a curated record. The transcript has a single exon.
AUGUUUCAACCUCCUGAACCUUUUGAUUCCAAAUAUCCAGAGUUAUGGGAAAAGUGGUUUAAGCGAUUUGAAAGGUAUAGAAUUGCAUCAGGACUGGACAAUGAACCUCAAGUAAAACAAGUGAGCUGCUUGAUUUACUGUAUGGGGCCUGAUUCUGAGGAUAUCUUAUCGACAGCACACCUCUCAGAAGAUGACAAAGCCUCGUAUGAAGCUGUAACAGAAGCCUUUGAUAACAUAUUUACUGGCAAAAGAAAUGUCAUAUACGAACGAGCAAAGUUUAAUUCGAGAUCACAACAACCAGGUGAAUUAUUUGAUAUAUUUCUGGCAGACAUAAGCUCAAUGGCCGAACACUGUUCAUUCAAGAACCUUAAGGCAGAACUAAUACGUGAUAGAAUUGUAGUGGGUAUAACUGACAAACGUUUAUCGGCCCAAUUACAAGAAGAUUCGAAUCUUACAUUGGAAAAAGCAGUUCAAAAAUGCAAACAAAAAGAGUCCAUCAGCAAACAAGCAGCUGAACUAGAAAUGAUAUGCCAAGGAAAACUUGCAGAAGUUGACCGAAUCAAAUCAGACCAAAAACAAAAUGAAAGAUUUAACAAAGCCCAAGAUUUAAAGACAGCUAGGAAAGAAUGUUGUUGGAACUGUGGAGGUCCAAGUCAUCCCAGGAACUUAUGCCCUGCUAAAGAUUUAACAUGCCAUUACUGUGAAAAAAUCGGUCACUUUGCCAAACAUUGUAGAAGCAGAUUAUUAGAGACUAAAACAACGGGCAAUACGAAAGGACUUAACGAAAUCAGACAUUUGGACAAGCCUGACAACACUGAAGCUUCAGUAGCAUAUUUAGGACCUGUGAAUGCUUCUUGCUAUGACUCCAGUUCUUGGUAUGUAGAAAUAUUUAUCAAUAACCAGUUAGUUAAAGCGAAACUUGAUUCAGGUGCAGAAGUUACAGCCAUUCCUUUAAAUGUAAUUCAUGCAAAACUUAUAAAAUCUGACCGUAUACUUAGGAAUGCUGAUCAGAGGGAACUAGAUGUAAGAGGUAUGUUUAUAGCAGACAUAGCUUACAAUGGAAAAAUGGUAAAAGAAAAGGUUUAUGUUGUUGCAGGAUUAAAUGAACCUUUACUUGGAAUUCCUGCGAUUAAAUCUUUAAAUCUCAUAACCCUCAGAAAAUCUGAUACUGCAGGACUUAACUCAAUUACCCUAGACUCUGUAUUAACUAGCCAUCCUGAGCUUUUCAUUGGUCUGGGUAGCAUUCCAGGAGAGUAUAAGAUUGAAUUGAACGAUAAUGCUCAACCGUACUCAGUUCGUGCUCCAAGAAACAUAUCAAUUCCUUUACGUUCAAAAGUGGAGACAGAAUUGAACAGAAUGUUGGACUUAGGAGUAAUAGAAAAAGUGGAGUCUCCAACUGACUGGUGUGCACCAAUAGUACCACAAGCCCAAUGGUAG